UCGUUCGUCGUACACAAACAAGCCUAUGCCAAAAUUGCCUUUCAUGCUGCCAAAUAUCCACACAGACAGGUCAAUGGCUUACUCGUGGGCAAGGAGAAAUCAGGUUCGAUUGAAUUUACGGACGCAAUACCGUUGUUGCAUCACUGGACAAACUUGAGCCCGAGCAUGGAAAUCGGCUUGGAUCUUGCCAGCAACUAUGCUCAGUCGAACGGACUUGAAGUAGCCGGUUUCUAUCAGGUUUCUGAGCACAUAACGGAUACGACACUCACUGCAGUUGGUGAGAAAGUUGCCGACACGAUUAGGAAGGGCUUCCCCAACGCCGUUGCGUUCGUAGUUGAUGGCUCAAAGUUAGCUGCUGGAGAGCCUGCCCUUAUCGUAAGUUGGAAGUAUUCUACGUCUUGGAGGCCCGCAAACGACGGAGUACAGCCUUUCACAGACUCCUCCCGCUUUAAGCUAUCGACGCCGAACAUCACAUCGAGUAUUUUACGGCUCAUACGGGAAGACCGUAUACAUCAGAAGCUGGGCGAUUUUGACGAACACUUAGAGGAUGUGUCGAUUGACUGGCUACGAAACAGUGAAUGU
Molecule: messenger RNA, 582 nt
Organism: Fomitiporia mediterranea MF3/22
Lineage: Eukaryota; Fungi; Basidiomycota; Agaricomycetes; Hymenochaetales; Hymenochaetaceae
Product: UPF0172-domain-containing protein
Exons: 4
Cellular component (GO): EMC complex
Source: RefSeq, a predicted model, not a curated record